AUGUCGGCCCAAGGAAUCAGUUUCAAACAUGCAGUUCUCCCACCUAUCAUUAGGAACAGCGAAAAGGAAUUUCUGGAAAGCAUACAAAACUAUAUAAGUACAGAAACCAAAAAAGUGGGCUGCGAUGAGGAAGGACCUGCUGACGAGUAUUACAUCAUAUACCGAAACGUUUUUGAUAAGGUAAUAGACUAUGUCACUGCAUACAAAUCCAUUCUUACUUCAAUCAAAAAAGAAUACGAUGCCUUUAUUGAGACCCUAAAGAAAGACCAAAACACUGCAUUUUGUCGUUACGGAAAACUUCAAGUUUUGACUGCCGAGCCCAUGACAUGGGCAUACCACAGGCAAAGAAUAACCCAACUUGAAGCGAGGAUGACUAUUAUUGAAAAUGAUUCCUCAAGAAUUCAAAUGCAAAUAAAGAAAAUGAAAGAGCUUAGAGCAGAGUAUGACAGAAAAGAAGUAAAAUAUUGUACUUUCUCCAAAGAUCCUUCGAAGCCUAUUCCAGGCAUGACGCUCGAAGACUCCGUCAAUCUGGAGGCACUCACUAAACACUUAAAACGCCUUGAGGAUAAAUACGCAGAAAUUAAACAAACCAUGGCAGUAAAAUACGUGUCGGCUCACAGGAAGGAGGAUUUGGAUGAGGAAAAGAUGACGUUAUUAAAGCAGAGAGAUGCAGCUGAAUGUCUGAACAAAGAGCUACAGUUUCGCCACCAAAGAAUUCAGAUCAUUGCCUACGCCCUUGCUUCCUGGAUCCAGUCAAAUAUGAGCAAGUCCUUUCAAGAGGUGGUGGAGCAAAUUCAGAAAACCAGAGAGUUGUAUGGUGACCAAGAAUUUGCUGAGGAACUACUUGGAGAUGAUCCAAGCAAAGCAAAAGAAGCCGAAAUGUUGCUCGGCUAUAUUGAGAGGUUCAAUGAAUUACUUGGACUUGGUGAAUAUGAAAAGGCAGCUUUGUUUGCAGCGAACAGUCCUAGACGAAUCCUGCGAAACGCUAGUAUAAUGGAAACAUUUAAAGCUAUUGGAAAAAUUAGAGGAAAACCUCUCCCGUUACUGUUAUUUUUUGAGGCACUCUUUGGCACGAGCCAGGCUUUUAAACGCCCUGUUGAUGCAGCGCUAACCCUGGAAGGCAUCAAGUGCGCAUUAUCUGAAAGACGAUUCGAUCUGGUUAUACACUGGGUCACCCAGCAAAGGCUGACGCUCUCUGAGGAGGCGGGGGAUGCCAUUUAUGAUUAUGGGGAGCAGGAUGCUUUUAACAGAACCAAAUGCAUCACGUUGGCGCAAAGCAUCUACAUGGAGUGUGGCGUACACAAUAAAGUGCUUCUUUGCCUGUGUAAACUUGGUCAGAUUCAUUGGGCCAUGGAAUACAUACACCAGCACAAGGACUUUACUUCAGCUGAUUUACUGCAGCUCAUCAGAUUAUGUCCUCACAUUGAAUUAAUCCAGUGUCUCACAAAAGAAUGGAAUGGAAAACCACCGUCUCUACCUUUGUGUCUUGUUGUACUUCAUCUGUUCUCUGUAGAUCUGAAAAAAGUUGGUGUGAAGCUGCUUCAAGAAGUAAAUAAAUGCGGGAAAGAUGAAAUCGCACAUCUUAUAAUAAGUGAUACACUUUGCACCUUAGAAGAGUGGCAAGAAAUGGCAAAUAUUUGUGUCCAGAAUGGCUUUGACAAAUUAUCCAGUGACAUCUUAUCCAGUCUUCAGUCACAGGCCGUAAUAUCAGAAAUUAUUGAAGAAGACAAUACGGUCAACCUAAUGGAACAUGUUUUUUGGUAG
This is a messenger RNA of Elephantulus edwardii (Cape elephant shrew), 1764 nucleotides long. RefSeq names its product clathrin heavy chain linker domain containing 1 (gene CLHC1). The coding region runs from base 1 to 1764 and encodes 587 amino acids. The record is from RefSeq and is a predicted model, not a curated record. The transcript has 11 exons. NCBI's taxonomy places the organism in Eukaryota, Metazoa, Chordata, Mammalia, Macroscelidea, Macroscelididae.